Molecule: messenger RNA, 3964 nt
Organism: Scaptodrosophila lebanonensis
Lineage: Eukaryota; Metazoa; Arthropoda; Insecta; Diptera; Drosophilidae
Gene: Elk
Product: potassium voltage-gated channel subfamily H member 8
Exons: 17
Coding region: 29-3964 (1311 amino acids)
Biological process (GO): regulation of membrane potential; potassium ion transmembrane transport
Cellular component (GO): membrane
Molecular function (GO): voltage-gated potassium channel activity
Source: RefSeq, a predicted model, not a curated record
GCGCUCAUAUAAGCGCCCAACCAUUUCCAUGCCAGCGCGCAAGGGGUUGCUUGCACCCCAAAAUACUUUCUUGGAUACGAUUGCAACACGGUUCGAUGGCACGCACUCGAACUUUGUGCUUGGCAAUGCGCAGGCAAAUGGCAAUCCAAUUGUUUAUUGCUCGGAUGGGUUCGUGGAUUUGACAGGAUAUUCACGCGCUCAAAUUAUGCAAAAGGGCUGCUCCUGCCAUUUUCUCUACGGACCGGAUACGAAGGAUGAGCACAAACAGCAAAUUGAGAAAAGCCUCUCAAAUAAAACGGAACUAAAGUUGGAGGUUAUUUUCUACAAAAAGGAAGGUGCUCCAUUUUGGUGUCUCUUCGAUAUUGUGCCCAUUAAAAAUGAGAAGCGCGAUGUUGUCCUGUUCUUGGCAUCGCACAAGGACAUUACGCAUACGAAAAUGCUGGAGAUGAAUGUGAACGAGGAAUGUGAUAGCGUUUUUGCCCUUACAGCUGCACUGUUGGGAGCGCGAUUUCGCGCCGGUUCCAAUGCUGGUAUGCUUGGAUUGGGCGGCUUGCCUGGCUUGGGUGGCGCUGCGGCUGGGGACAGUGAUGCGGAGGGUGGUGAAGGAAAUAAUUUGGAUGUACCUGCUGGCUGUAACAUGGGGCGACGGCGAAGUCGAGCGGUUCUGUAUCAGUUAUCCGGUCAUUACAAGCCCGAAAAGGGCGGUGUCAAAACCAAAUUGAAGCUGGGCAAUAACUUCAUGCAUUCGACCGAGGCUCCAUUUCCUGAAUACAAAACGCAAUCGAUAAAAAAGUCACGCUUGAUUUUGCCCCAUUAUGGCGUUUUUAAAGGCAUCUGGGACUGGAUAAUACUGGUAGCGACAUUCUAUGUGGCUCUUAUGGUGCCCUAUAACGCGGCCUUUGCCAAAGCGGAUCGUCAGACGAUGGUCUCCGAUGUGAUUGUGGAGGCUCUAUUCAUUGUUGAUAUUUUGUUGAAUUUUCGCACGACCUUUGUCUCGCGCAAAGGUGAAGUUGUCUCCAAUUCCAAACAGAUUGCAAUCAAUUAUUUUCGUGGCUGGUUUGCUCUUGAUUUAUUAGCAGCUUUACCCUUUGAUCAUCUGUAUGCUUCUGACUUGUACGAUGGCGAGGAAUCACACAUUCAUCUUGUCAAAUUGACGCGUUUGUUGCGCCUGGCGCGGCUGCUGCAAAAAAUUGAUCGAUACUCUCAGCACACGGCCAUGAUUUUGACGCUUCUGAUGUUUUCAUUUACGUUGGCGGCCCACUGGCUGGCCUGCAUUUGGUACAUCAUAGCGGUAAAGGAGUACGAAUGGUUUCCCGAGAGCAACAUCGGUUGGCUGCAGUUGCUUGCCGAACGUAAGAAUGUCACCGUGGGGAUGUUGACAACGGCUGAGACUUAUUCUACGGCGCUAUAUUUUACCUUUACGAGUCUGACAUCGGUGGGUUUUGGCAAUGUCUCGGCGAAUACAACGGCUGAGAAAGUGUUUACUAUAAUUAUGAUGUUGAUUGGUGCGCUCAUGCAUGCCGUUGUUUUCGGUAACGUGACGGCCAUAAUACAACGCAUGUAUUCACGACGUUCGCUCUAUGAGAGCAAGUGGCGUGACUUAAAGGAUUUCGUUGCAUUGCAUAACAUGCCCAAAGAGCUGAAACAACGCAUCGAAGAUUACUUUCAAACUUCAUGGUCACUCAGUCAUGGCAUUGACAUUUACGAGACGCUGCGCGAAUUUCCCGAGGAGCUGCGAGGCGACGUCUCCAUGCAUCUACAUCGUGAAAUAUUACAGUUACCCAUAUUCGAGGCGGCCUCACAGGGCUGCCUGAAACUGCUCUCCUUGCACAUCAAGACAAACUUUUGCGCGCCCGGCGAAUAUCUAAUACACAAAGGCGAUGCGCUCAACUAUAUUUAUUAUCUGUGCAACGGUUCCAUGGAAGUUAUCAAGGACGAUAUGGUUGUGGCCAUUUUGGGUAAAGGUGAUCUGGUUGGCUCCGACAUAAAUGUGCAUCUGGUUGCCACCAGCAAUGGACAAAUGACGGCCACAACAAACAGCGCAGGACAGGAUGUUGUGGUGAGGAGCAGUAGUGACAUAAAGGCACUCACCUACUGCGACUUGAAGUGCAUCCACAUGGGCGGUCUGGUGGAAGUGCUGCGCUUGUAUCCGGAAUAUCAGCAGCAGUUUGCCAACGACAUUCAACACGAUUUGACCUUUAAUCUGCGCGAAGGCUACGAGAACCAGGACUCAGACAUUGGACCAUCAUUUCCGUUGCCCAGCAUUAGUGAGGACGAUGAAAACCGUGAAGAAGCUGAGGGUAGUGAGGUGGACAAAGAAAUUGGCACAGCAGGCGGAGCCGCCUCAACGACAGCCUCGCCACAUCACAGCAUCAAUUCGCCCUCACCGUUGCAUGCCCGUUCCCCACUUCUCGGCAUGAAUAGCCCCCGGCACCAGCGACUGCAUCAGCGUGGACGCUUCUUGAUUACAAUGCGCGAGACUGGAGGAAAUAGGCGUCAGCGUACCUUGAAUGCCGCCAGCAGCUUGGACCGUGGUUCUUUUGAGGAGACCGAAGCCGAGGAGGACCCGGCAGCACCCACCAAGCGACCCUCACUGGAGCGUCUCGACUCGCAAGUCUCCACUUUGCAUCAGGAUGUCGCCCAACUAAGUGUUGAGGUGCGCAACGCCAUAACAGCACUGCAGGAGAUGACAUACUCGACAGCUGUAACGCCCCAAAUGUCGCAUAAAUUCGCACCCGCCCGGUCCAUACCCAACAUCAGUGGAGCGGCCGCCAUGCGCAGUGGCAUGGGCAGCGUAGACGUCGUCAACCGUGGCAUGAACGUGGGAAUGCCCGGCACGGAGGUAGCCGCAGCCAUGCAGCGCAGCUCCUCUCAUCCACCGGAGAUUUGGGGACGCGAAUUGCAUUUACCCGUUGGCGAUGUGGCGAAUAGUGCACCCAGCUCCAAGGCUGCUUCACCGGCCAGCUUUGAAACAGAAAAACGUACACGCAGCUGUCAGACGGACUUCUAUCGCAUUGAUUUUCCCACCUUUGAGCGCUUUGUGCUGGCCAAUCCGCGUCUUGUAUUGGGUCUUUUGGGCAUUGAGCCCGCCAUCAAGACCGAAAUGGAGCUGUUGCAGCAGAAGCAGACCUUACAAAUAUCACCACUGAAUACCAUAGAUGAGUGCGCUUCGCCGGCAGACCCCACGCUGUGCAGCUCCAAGGAGCAUCUGUUGGACACCCAAUCCCGAGCACGAACUUAUCCGCCAUUGGAUGAUGAGAACUCAAAUGAUUUUCGCUGGACUAUGAAACAUUCCAGCAGCCAGCAGAGCUGCUGCAAAAGCACAGACACAUUAGUGACUUUGGAUGAGCAGGCACCACCGCCACCACCAUCCACCAUAGCCGUAGACUUGAAUGCCAGCAAUUAUCCACAGCAGCAACAGCAACGCAUGCAUAAGCGGUCCCAUUUGCGUCGCAGUGGCAGUGCCAGUGGAAGCAGCGGCAGCGGCAGCGGCAGUGGAGGGCAACUACACCAUAGUAAUUCCAGCCUGUCCAGUAGCUCGAGCUCCAACUAUAUUGUUUCGCAGAGCACGGGCAAUUUGGCCACCACAUCGGCGGCAGUGCAUUGCAGUAAUAGCGGCAAUAGCAUGACGGGUAUGACGAACACGCGGCGCGCCUCUUGGAAGCUGCACCACUCACGCAGUGGGGAGUAUCGACGUUUGUCGGAAGCCACCGCCGAGUACUCGCCACCAGCCAAGACACCUGCUCCAUCCGCCAACACUUAUGGACGAGAUGAGGAGGAGAGUGUAGAGCUUUUGGGUUCGCGGCGGGGCUCACGUACAAGUGUUGGCGGUGUUAGUAGCGCAUCGCAGGCCCAAGGACAGGCCCUGAAUUUCCGCUUUUCAGCCGGCGAUGCCGACAAAUUAGAGAAGGGACUGCGUGGGCUGCCCUCCACGCGUUCGUUGCGCGAUCCCAGCCUUAAAUAA